GAAACCAACCAGGGGAAAAAAACAAAAGAAGCUAUGGCUCCGAGAGAAAAGCCCAGCGCCGCCAUCCCAAACCCUAACGGCCUCAAGGAAAUCCGGUACCGGGGCGUCCGGAAGAGGCCCUGGGGCCGCUACGCUGCCGAGAUCCGGGACCCCGGCAAGAAGACCCGGGUGUGGCUCGGCACCUUCGACACCGCCGAGGAGGCCGCCCGGGCCUACGACGCCGCCGCCCGCGAGUUCCGCGGCGCCAAGGCCAAGACCAACUUCCCCUCCCCCGCCGAGCUGAUCUCCUCCUCCCGCAGCCCCAGCAGCCAGAGCAGCUCCCUCGACGAGCCCUCCCCCCCGCCGCCGCCGCCCGCGGCCCUCGCCCUCGCCCCGCCCCUCGACCUCAGCCUCGGCCGGCGCCCGGCCGUCGCCGCCGCCGCCGCCGCCGCCGGGCACGGCGCUUACUUCCCCGGCGCGGCCGCAAUGUGCUUCCCGGUGGUGCCCGCGGCGCCGCGGCCGGUGUUCUUCUUCGACGCCUUCACGCGCGUGGAGAAGAAGGCGGCGUGCGGCGGCGGCGCUCCUCGCCUGGAGGCGUGCAGGUUCGACCGUCCCGUGCUGGCCGACUUUCGCCCGGUGAGCGGAGUCGGGGUCAAGACCGAGCCUGGCUCCUCGACGCCCGCGGCGGCGGAGUACGACAGGCCGGCGCGCGGCAAAUCGCUCCUCGAUCUCAACCUCCCCCCACCCGAGGUGGUCUGAUCUUUCCCCCCCCGUUUAAGAUCGGCGGGAUCGGGACGAUGAAUUUUUGGAUCGUUCUUGUUUUUUUGUGGUUUCAUCGGUUUGUUGAGAAACGUGCUCUCCGCCUGACGCGAGAUCCAUGCGCUGACGACGACGGACGAAGACGACGACGGCGACGGAACGAUAAAAAUCAUGUACAUAGAAAGAUGAUGACGAUGAUGAUUAACCUCCGACUGUUCCUUUUUUUUUUGCAACUGAGAAAAAGAAAAGACUAGUAGGUUUUCUCGAUGUUGUUUGUUUUGUUCUUCUUCCUCCGACCAUAAAUGAAAAUCGGCGAUGUCAUUUACAAGUUUC
Messenger RNA from Syzygium oleosum, 1071 nucleotides. RefSeq names its product ethylene-responsive transcription factor 4. Gene Ontology annotation, molecular function: DNA-binding transcription factor activity; DNA binding. Lineage: Eukaryota; Viridiplantae; Streptophyta; Magnoliopsida; Myrtales; Myrtaceae. The record is from RefSeq and is a predicted model, not a curated record. Gene Ontology annotation, biological process: regulation of DNA-templated transcription.